AUGUCUCUGUCUGUGUCAACGGCUGACAUUCUGGUAUCUGACCUUCCAACCAAAUCGGUCACUCUGACUCCGCUCAGAGCGACGGUGGUUCGCGAAAUCCAGACUACUAUCCAACCCGGUCAGAAUGAAAUUACCAUCAUUGGACUCGAUCCUCGGGUUGACCCCGAUUCCAUCCGUGUCGACGGCUCCGGUUCAGCAACCAUCACCGACAUCCAGACCGACAAAGUUCCUCGACGGGAGAAAUUCGAGGACGUCUACCCCGAAGAGUCGGACAGUGAGCUGAGCGACGCGCUAGAAACCGACUCGGAUGAAGAUUUCGGCAUCGAUGAUUCGGAACUACAGACGGUACGGAAAGAAAUCGCAGAGGUGGAGGCCGCUCUCGCCAAAGCGCGCGGCAAUCAAGCCAUGUCGCUCGCCGUUUCGAACUUCAUGGAUGGCUACGGGAAGAAAUUGAGCAUGGAGAAUGCGGACGCGGCGAAGUUGAAUGAUUUUCUCCAGCUUUACGUCCAGCAGCACUCGGUCGAAUGCGACCGUCACCACCAGUCUAUAGUGGAAAUAAAAGAGGCGGAGAAAAGCCUAGAGCGACUCAAUCGAAAGCGAGCACGACUGGAAACCGCGUACAACAAAGCCAAGGAGGCCGCUCUGAAGGAUGUUCGUAAAGAACGCAAAAAGCGCCUGCGGGAGCGCGAAGAGAAAAAGAAGAAACAACAGCAGUUGCGAUCCGAGCGAAAGCUGUUCUGGACCCAUACCGUCAGCCAGGUCGUGGUCCAUCUCGACAGUCACUCGAUCAUGACUCCGGGAUCGAGCCGACGCAGCUCGAUCGUCGGAAAGGCUGGAAGCGACGCCGAUGCUGUCGACGUGACACUGCGUCUGACAUAUGUGAUUCCCGGGCCUCGCUGGGUGUCUCGCUACGAUCUCAGGAUCAGCACUCCUUCUUCGUCGGCUCGUCUGACCUACCGCGCCGAGUUCCACAACUCCUGCUCGGAGACAUGGCGGGACACCCAGGUGACUUUGUCCACCUCCCAGGCUUCCUUUUCGGGGCUCGAGGAGCGCAUUCCGCAACUGCAAGGCUGGCAUAUCAAGUUGGAUCCCAACAACGCAGACCAGCCUUCGUGGAACAACAUCUUGCGCAGCCUCGACGAACCGGGUCAACCUCUUCAGGCUCACGCAAAGUUCCUCAGACAACAGUAUGCAGAAAUGCAAAAGGCAAAUCAACAGCGGCUUAACAAUAUACCGCGAGUACAGAUGCAGGCACAACAGGCUGCACCCGUCUCACUGUUCGGAGCUGCACCCGCAAAACCAACGUUUGGACACGCUUCAGCGUUCGGAGCUCCGCCGCACGCGGCCGCUCAAUCCGGCUUGUUCGGCUCAAACGCACAGCAACAGCAAGCACAAAGCCAGCAACAGCAAGCACAAAGUCAGCAACAGGCUCAGAUCAUGCCGGUGAUCGAGCGGGGAGAGAGGUUGGAUAGCCUACCUGCGUCUGGGUUCGGGAUGGCCAUGCAGGCACAAGGCCCGGCAGCCCCAUCUGGGAGCUCCAACUUGAACCCCGACAACGAAGACGAUGAAGAGGACGAAGACGAGGACGAGGAUACCCAAACCAUCGCGGCAGCGAGUCUGGAACACCAAGACUCCGUCAAACAAGACUACGGCUUGACUACAACGUAUGACCUCCCAGGGCGCCGGACGCUCGUGCCGUCGAGCGUGCAUCGACGACACGUCCUAGCCGAGCUAGACCUAAAGUCCAUGACUCUUACCCACAUCAUCGUGCCCAAGAUCCGCGCGGCGGCGUUUCUGCGCGCCCGCAUCCAGAAUACAUCGUCUGUAACCAUCCUCCGCGGCCGGGCCGGUAUGACAGUCGACGGCACCUUCCUGGGAACGACCGCCUUGCCAAACUGCGCGCCGAACGACGCCUUCAAUAUCUCCUUGGGCGUUGAUCCGUCUAUCCUAGUAACGUACGCGAAGCCGUCCGUCCGCCGCGUCGGAGGCGGGUUCUUCAGCAAGGAGCAUACGGCCGUCUUUCGACGGACGUGCUGGGUGAAGAAUACCAAGAGCAUUGCCGUUGAUCUCAUCGUGUCCGAGCAGGUCCCGCUAAGCGAGGACGAUAAGCUGCGUGUGCAGAUCCUGGAGCCAAAGGGACUGGAAAAGGAAGGCGAUCAGGCGAAGAUGGCGAUGGAGGGUAAGGGCAGCGGGAGCGUAUCACUAGCCAAGAACGGCGAGGUCAAGUGGAUUUUGAAGUUGCAGCCGGGCAAGGAUAUCCGAUUGACACUGGAAUAUGAAGCCAGGGUUCCUCAGGGCAGUCAGGUAGAGGUUGUCAAAUAG
This is a messenger RNA of Aspergillus fischeri NRRL 181, 2322 nucleotides long. RefSeq lists its product as uncharacterized. The transcript is spliced from 2 exons. Bases 1 to 2322 code for a protein of 773 amino acids. The record is from RefSeq and is a predicted model, not a curated record. Lineage: Eukaryota; Fungi; Ascomycota; Eurotiomycetes; Eurotiales; Aspergillaceae.